Molecule: messenger RNA, 886 nt
Organism: Oncorhynchus tshawytscha (Chinook salmon)
Lineage: Eukaryota; Metazoa; Chordata; Actinopteri; Salmoniformes; Salmonidae
Product: beta,beta-carotene 15,15'-dioxygenase-like
Exons: 2
Coding region: 156-476 (106 amino acids)
Biological process (GO): carotene catabolic process; retinal metabolic process
Molecular function (GO): carotenoid dioxygenase activity; beta-carotene 15,15'-dioxygenase activity
Source: RefSeq, a predicted model, not a curated record
AACUGCAAGAAGUACAUAUUUGUCUACAUGACUUGUGUUGCAGUGGCAACUAAGGUAAAAGUCACUGGGAUUUGAAUUUAGGUCUUUGUGAACAUAACUGCAUGUGUCGCUUAUCUAAUAUUUUGUUAACUAUACUUAACUUUUAUAAAUAGGUCAUGAAGUUGGACACUGAGACAAAGGAGAGGACUGAAUGGAGUGAGGAGAACUGCUGGCCAUCAGAGCCUGUGUUCAUUCCAAGACCCAAUGGAGAAGGAGAUGAUGAUGGUGUGGUCUUGACAACAGUCAUCAACUCCAAUCCAGGGGAAUCUGGCUUCAUCUUAGUGCUGGAUGCAAAGUCUUUCAAGGAGGUAGCUCGAGCAUAUGUGAAUGCAGAGCUUCACAUGGACAUGCAUGGAUACUUCAUCCCAAAGGAAAAUGAGUCUGACAAAGCAAUUAUUUACUCAGAGAGUAGUCUACUACCCUCUACAAAGAAAUAGACACCAUGGGAAACAAUAUGGAUAGUAUUAGAAACUCUAAAUACCAAAGUGCCUUGUAAAUAUUUUCUAAACAAUGUGCUAGUAUUGCUACAUUUUGCACAACACAUGAUGUGAGCAGUUAUCUGUGGACUAAUGCCAGUGUAGUCUGUAGUCUUAUCUCAAGGGAAACCAUAAUAGGUAUCCUCAAAACCAUCUACCUAUCAAUAUACCAUGAAAUAUUUUUAGGAAAUGUUUGUUUUGCUACCUAUUUAAUUAUGUGAUUGGUGUGUUAUAUACUUAUGUAUUUUUUUGUCCUGUAUAGGAUUGUCAAGGAAAACCCUUAUAAUACAAAUUAUUGUACCAUUUAUUAUUGUUUUAAUUAGGCCAAUAAACAAUGUGUGAAAAGGGUGAUGGUUGUCUCCAGUCCACGA